Molecule: messenger RNA, 1429 nt
Organism: Euleptes europaea (tarantolino)
Lineage: Eukaryota; Metazoa; Chordata; Lepidosauria; Squamata; Sphaerodactylidae
Product: perilipin-3-like
Exons: 7
Coding region: 1-1371 (456 amino acids)
Biological process (GO): lipid storage; positive regulation of triglyceride storage
Cellular component (GO): lipid droplet; cytosol
Source: RefSeq, a predicted model, not a curated record
AUGUCAUCAGAAGAUAACAUCUCAAGCCAGACCACUGCCGAAAGCAAGGAGGUGGACCAGCAGAAUGUGGUCACUCGAGUGGCCAAUCUGCCUCUCGUGAGCUCCACGUACGACAUGGUAUCCUCGGUUUACGCCUCCACGAAGGAGACCCACCCCUAUCUCAAGUCUGUCUGCGACGUGGCGGAGAAGAGCGUGAAGACCCUCACGGCGGCCGCCAUGAGCGGGGCCCAGCCCCUUUUGACCAAGCUGGAACCUCAGAUUGCAACAGCUAAUGAGUUUGCAUGCAAGAGCCUGGAUAAAUUGGAAGAAAAGCUACCCAUUCUGCAGCAGCCGUCUGAGAAGGUGGUAGCCAGCACCAAGGAAGCGGUCUCGAAUACCGUCAAUGGCGCCAAGGAUGCUGUAGCCAGUGGCGUGAGUGGGGUGGUGGACAUGACCAGAUCGGUGGUGUCUGGAAGCAUGAAUACCGUCAUGGGGUCCCGAGUGGGCCAGAUGGUGGCAACUGGCAUGGAUGCUGUACUGGAAAUGUCAGAAGACCUGGUAGAUCAUUACCUCCCUGUGACAACACAAGAGUUAAUUGAACUGGCUGCUUCGCUGAAAGUCUCUGAGUCGGAUUGGGCUGAUUUGGAGGGCCGCACUCAGUUGCCCCCUGUGGAGCGGCCGGAGGAGCCACAGAGCUAUUUCGUCCGCCUGGGGUCUCUCUCGAGCAAACUCCGCCACCGGGCCUACCAGCACUCCCUGGAGAAGUUGCAGAAAGUCAGGCAGGGUGUUCAGGUCUCCGUCACCCAACUCUACCUCAUGAUGGAGCAGAUGGAGCACGUCAAAGGAGGCGUUGGCCAGAAACUCCAAGGAGGCCAGGAGAAGCUGAACCAGAUGUGGUUGGAGUGGAACAAGAAGCAAGCAGGGAGCGGAGAGCCGGUGGACUCCUCGGUGCAGCCGGAGGUUGAGUCGCAGACCCUGGCCAUGUUCCGGGGUCUUACUCAGCAGCUGCAGAACUCUUGCUCAACCCUCAUUUCCAAUGUCCAAGGCCUUCCAGCUAGUGUCCAAGACAAAGUCCAACACUUCCGCCACACUGUGGAGGACCUCCACUCGUCCUUCUCAACAGCCCGCUCCUUCCAGGAUGUUUCGGCCACCAUCUUGGCUCAAAGCCGCGAGCAAGUCACCAAGGCUCUCGAAGCCGUGGAUGAUGUGCUUGACUACGUGGUCUCGCACGUUCCCCUCCCGUGGCUGGUGGGGCCUUUUGCCCCCGCCUUGGUGGAGCUUCCAGAAGCUUCCAGCACAAAGGUGGAAGGUGGAGUCCAGGCCUGCGAAGAACCGAAGGAGAAGCCAGACAACCCACAAAAAGAACCCUCCGAGCCAAAGAAAGACCUCUAGGUUGACGUCUCACGUUUCCGAAAUGUCUAAUGUGGCACUUGUGCAAAGACUUCUGGAA